Molecule: messenger RNA, 1077 nt
Organism: Ruditapes philippinarum (Manila clam)
Lineage: Eukaryota; Metazoa; Mollusca; Bivalvia; Venerida; Veneridae
Product: large ribosomal subunit protein bL19m-like
Exons: 5
Coding region: 91-1029 (312 amino acids)
Biological process (GO): translation
Cellular component (GO): mitochondrial large ribosomal subunit; ribosome
Molecular function (GO): structural constituent of ribosome
Source: RefSeq, a predicted model, not a curated record
UCAAAUACCAAAUCCAAGGACGAUAACUUGAAUAAUCAGUCCAAGGACGAUAAGCGUUCAAUGAUUAUGAUCAAGCGAAUAACAUAAAAUAUGUCAAAUUUAUCAUUUUUUAGAAAAUCUGCAUUACUAUUAUAUGCGAAUAAAGAUGCAGUAUUUUGUCUGUCAUGUCGUGCUAAAUCAAUUAUGUCACAUUCAAAUGCUGUAAUGCAUGUAAUGUUAGAAAAACACAGAGUUUCCUUACUUAACAAAGACCGCGAACCUACAGACCUCACAGAACCAAUUAAGAAUUAUAGAAACUCAGAUGUGGCCAUGGUCAAUGAAUACAGGGAAAAGUUUCCUGAAUUUUUACCUAAUCCAGACUGGAAGUAUCGAGAUCGUUUGGGGGAGAAGUUGGAAAGACUGGAGAUGUAUAGAAGAAGAAAGAAUAUAGACAUUCCAGAGUUUUAUGUUGGUAGUAUAAUGGCAGUUACAGUGUCGGACAAGUAUGCUCCUGGGAAAAGCAAUCGAUUUGUAGGAAUAUGUAUACACAGAGAGGGGCAUGGACUUAAACAUACGUUCAUUUUGCGGAAUGUCAUAGAUAAUCAAGGUGUAGAGAUCAUGUAUGAAAUGUAUAAUCCACUGCUACAAAGUAUUGAGGUUUUAUGUUUGGAGAAAAGACUGGAUAAAGAACUGUUUUAUCUACGAGACUGUCCACUAGAAUACAGUUAUUUCCCUCAAGAUUUUGAACAGCAGAUGAUACACGAGGGUAUGGACGUUCCUGUUAAUAACAUCAAGGUAACGCUUGGUCCCCGGCCUUGGACACAGAGGUGGUGGCGUAUGGAUCUGAAAGGAGUUCAUAAAGUUGAUCCCUAUAGAUCAGAAAAGGCAAGAAUAAAAGGUAAAAAGAAAGACGAACAUCCACAGUUAAAGAAGGUGUGGGAAAAAGAUGAUAUCAUGAAACAUUACCGUGAAUCUAUAAAUUAUGUUGAAUCAGCAGAAAUUUAUAAAGAGAUGCAAAAAGAAAGUAAAGACUGGAAAAGGAAAAGUUAAUUAGUGAAACAAGGAGACUAAAUUAAUAAAGUUUGUCUUGAUCAUAAA